Messenger RNA from Spodoptera littoralis (African cotton leafworm), 750 nucleotides. NCBI's taxonomy places the organism in Eukaryota, Metazoa, Arthropoda, Insecta, Lepidoptera, Noctuidae. The record is from the annotation of a GenBank genome assembly.
AUGAAAACGAAAAUGUUUGUUGUGUUUGUUGUUAUGUGUUUCAUACAUUUUGGCUCAGGUGAUGCUUCUAGAAUACAGAAGCAUUUUAACAAUAAAGAGGACAAUUCAAUGGAUGUGACUGACUUCUCGAUUUAUUAUGACAUAGACUCUAACACAACAAUAAGGAAGAUGAUGCCACGUCCAUGGUACCAGCCUGGCUGGCGACUCCGACUGCCAUUCAAAGGAGGAAAGUGCACUUGUGAGGAGCUGAAGUGCACCUGCUGCUCCGGAAUGCGUAUCCCAGCGUUCAACUUUGACAGACAAACAUGCGCCGAGCUGACGUUUGAUCCUGCUGAAGGAUUUUUGGAUUUGGACGUGAAAAUGGACAAUGAGAGCAUUUUCCACAAAUCUUAUUCAGCAAGCAACCCGCCGCCAUUCUGCAUUCCGAUCCCAAUACCGUACGUGCCCAUCACUAUUCUAGACAUGUGCAUUAGACUGUUCGAAAUCACUAUCGACUUUACAAAGAUGCAUGUCUGCAUGGACUGGGACACCAGAGUAGACAAAGCUCCAGUUUUGAUCCUUCAUUUCGACUGCAUGGACCUCGGCCUUGGUGGCAUCAGUUUAACAAAACCAAACACCAACCAAAUUACUGGUGGAGGCGCACCGAAUGAACCACCCCAGCUCAAUGGAGAUGUCUAUGACGCAGUGUCGGAAACUGCCAGUGUAUCUACACAGCAUCCUGUCUUUAACAAUAGUGUUAAAUAUAUCUAA